This is a messenger RNA of Kwoniella botswanensis, 204 nucleotides long. RefSeq lists its product as uncharacterized. Bases 1 to 204 code for a protein of 67 amino acids. Lineage: Eukaryota; Fungi; Basidiomycota; Tremellomycetes; Tremellales; Cryptococcaceae. The record is from RefSeq and is a predicted model, not a curated record. The transcript has 2 exons.
AUGCCAUCGAGUGACGCACUUCAACCACACCUCCAACCCGCCGAAAGGGCAAUCGUCAAAUCUUAUGGAGGCUGGACCAACUUUUGUGUCAGUUACGGCUUGAAACCAUGGGAGAUGGAUCAGAACAAUGAAGCACUUGCUAUCGUCAGUGCACUAGCCAAGAUGGAUGAGGAGAAUGAGAAGAAAGGUAAAGGCAAGAAAUAG